Austrofundulus limnaeus is the source of this 6996-nucleotide messenger RNA. RefSeq lists its product as uncharacterized. The record is from RefSeq and is a predicted model, not a curated record. NCBI's taxonomy places the organism in Eukaryota, Metazoa, Chordata, Actinopteri, Cyprinodontiformes, Rivulidae.
CUCUGUUCUGCCUGAGUGGUCAGAUUUGUUUGUUUGAACACACUGGUAACAUCGUGACAACCACCUUUGCAUCCUCGUCGCUCUUUUAAAGAGAUAGGCGCACAUCGCUUUGCCUCUCGGUUCUCCCUCUCUUGGAUUUUUAUUUUAUUUUUCCCUCCAAAACAGAGCUUCAGUCUGCUCCCCGUGUGCAGUGAUGUGAGGCUCAGCUGGACGUCAGGCUCCUUUUCUCUCAUUCAGGGGUUUAUGUAACAGUGGUUCUGGAAGAUGCAUGUCCGUGCGGUGCAGAGUUCUGAGGCGCAGCACUCGCACAGACUCUGAGGCGCGCGCACACGGAGCUUCUGCAGCCAUCUGCCUGCCUCGGCGAUGCUGAGCGCCACUUCCAACGAUGCAGUUCUGCAGGAAGGUGCUCUGCCAGCCGUGUAGCGCCAGGGUUACUUCACCAGAGGAGGAUAUGGAAUACAAGAUGGGGAGCUGCAUCGGAAUCUCACGCAAACAGAUUGAAGCUGAGCGUUUGAGCGGGGCGCCGCUGACCGGGGYCUCCACCAGCCAGCCCGGCUUGCUGUCCCGACCGCUGCUGCCGGACGUUCCGGUCAUCAGCGGCGUGGAGGAGAGCAGAGGUGCCGCUGCAGAGCCGGAGGACAAGGAGGAGCUGGAGUUUCCCCACGACCUGCUGCCCAGUUUGGACUUCAGCAGCGAGCUCRACAUCUGGGAGUCCUCGCUGGGUCCUUCAGAAAGGAGGAAAUGUGAGCAGGUGAACCCCCUGCUGGUGGGUCUAAAGCACCACAUGGAAGUCAGUCCACCACUGGUGGCUCCAGACAAAAGGCCUGAUGGCUGCCGCCCGGCAAUCACAGACGUCCAGCCUCCGCCUCCGCCUUCUGACGCACCCCGCCCCGGAUCCCCAUCAGCUUUCUUAGACAAGGAACUCCAAGAAGCCUUCCUAGAAUGUGAGGAGGAAAUGGCCUCACUGUUUAUGCUUACGACCCCCGAGAUGGUUUGUAAGAAAGGGAAGGAAACCAGCGAAGUGAUGGGUAAUAAGUCUAAUGAGUCAUUGCUGCUGCCUCCUACUGUAGACCAUCCAGGACAGAGCAGUGGAGCCCAUGGAAACAAGAACACACAUGGGGACAGUCAGACAGAUAUGGUUGUGUUCAGUUUUAGGGAUUACAUCCUGGGCACUGAGAAAAAGCACGAGACAGCAGGAAGAGAAAUUAGGCCGGAAAAAGAAACAGAGAGGGAAACACCAUCACGUGUUCAAUCAGAAAUAAGAGCUGUAAGUCAAGAAACUUCACAACACGUAGAGGAAAAUGACAGUUCAAAAACAAUAACAGACAAUACCAUCAACAAGGAAGAAAAUGAGAAAAGUAUGAGUGAUGUGAAUAUCAAUAUGGGUGAAACUACUGCAGAUAAUUUAGCUUUAGAAGCAUCAGAGUGUAGCAGCGCUAAAGAUGCAUUAUCAGAGCUGCAGACAGGAACAGGCAGGCACCAUGAAGACAAUCGGUCAGAGUCACUAUCAGACAAAUGGACGACUUCAGCGUGUGGCGAACAGCUUGGCCAGAACAAAGAGGCAAAGAAAAGGAAACACCGGAAAAAGAAAAAGACUGAGAGGAGCACCGAGGGCGAGCGGAAAGCGCCGUCGCAGUCGGGGAGCGGAGGCGCCGUAAACGUCGACCCUCACACAGAUUCCCCACGAAAUGCUGCAUCGGUGUCAGAGGAAGAAGCUCGGUUUGUGAUUGCUGAUAAAAGGGUUGAUUACAAGCAGCAGCUGAGUCCACAGGGAAUGCUCAUCUCUUGCUCACUGCUACAAUCCUCUCAUAGCGGCCCGGAUCAUCUUACUGCCUCAGCCUGUUCACCUGUUUCUAACCAGGAUCUUUCACAGAGGCCCAAUCAGUCAGAUAACAACAACCAUAUGGAUUCUCAAAGUGUUAUGAAUCACAACCACUAUGAAAGCUCACAUGUAAGCGGAGGACAAACACCGGAGUCUACGGUUACCACUAAAAUAAAAAUACCCACACAGGAAAAUCAAAGCACACUCCCAAACAGAAGCGCUUGUGUGGGAGAGAGUUGCACUGAGAGCGGCCUUGGAGAAGCUUUAAUAGUGGUUCAUGCGUUGCCACUGACAACACCCACACUGCCAGAAGUGAUAGAAAGCAAGGGAGAGGGAGAAAGCAUGAGGUGUGAUUUACAGGCGAGAGCAGAUACAGUAGYAUUCGCAGAGAACGAGAGGGGAGAUGGAGACAGAAAGCUGGGAGAAACAGAAAAGUCCCUCGACUCUGCAGACGAGGAGCGAGACGAACUCCUGGAUAGUCCUCAUCAGGUUUCAUUAAUCUGCUCACGGGGAGACUGCACACUUGUUUUCUCGGCCGACGAGGGACAAAUCGCAUCCGAGAAAAGCUGCGGCAGCAAAAUGCCACACAACUUGGCCGAGACCGAAACGAGGGGUCUGCGAGAGACGAGCGUCCGCGGAUCGGACGCAGAGACCUCACCGUCUGAGGAGGGGGAUGCAGGAAAGGAGCGGCUGCGAUCAGACGCCUGUAUCAACACUUCCCCCUUUGGGCUGCUCACUGGUCCCAAUUGUCGAGAUCAGAGUGCUGCAGGAUCGCAAAGAGGAGGAGGAGAGGAGGUGGGAGAAAAAGAAGGAAUAGCUGGAGAGCAAAUUUCAUUCAGCCAGCCAGAUGUCUCUGCCGGUGUGGUGUCAUCAGCCGAGACAGAGACGAGUGCGUUCAGGGAUGUUGCCGAGUCACAGAUGAAGUCACGGAGCUGGAGUGAGCUGAUCACCGAGGGCAUCGGCUUUGAACGGAACCAUCGCAUCCUCCCAUGCCAGGAACAGCAUGACACAACAGUUUUACCUCACCACACUAACACCAAGAGCUCCGGCAACACAGGAGGAGGGACGAAGUCUGAUCUCACACAGGGAUUAAUUUCAGAGGAAGCGUUGGAUUUGGGACAACAUCGUGAGAAGUCAUCCAUCCUGGAGAGAAACCACAACCAAGUCUUCCAGUCUGUAAGCCCGCCUCAGCAUUUAUUUAUUCCAAUGCAAAACAUGCAACAAGCAAACCACAAUCAACAGGUUCAGCCCGGCAGCACAACCGAAGCAAAAACGGAUGGAAGCACAGCUGAAUUUCAAACGCAGAGCAACACCGGUGGUCCCGAUGUGUCUGGAGUGGACGUCCUUCUAUGUCAGAGUAAAGGUGCCCACAGAGUUCACUUUGCAGAUGAUGUGAAACAACCGGACAGUUCUUCACAUCCUAAAAUGUUUGUUACAGCGUUGGACUGCGCCUCGUUACCUCCAAUAACCGUUCACGAGACUUUGCACCAUCCGGUCACCGAGGCCAGCUACACCUUCCUUAAUCUGCUCGGCCUGACCGAACCAGAACCCCCCACAAUCCCUGCUCCUACCAAGGAUGAAGAAGCAACAAAUAAUUCAAACAACUUYCCAGAGUCACAGAAGAAUGUUAUGUUGGAGAAAGAUGAGUUGACCAAUGAUAUGACAAAAGAGAUGGGUACGGAUCCCUUAAUUCAUGACAACCUUGAGAGAAACUCCGAAGGAUUUCAGGCAACAACCGGUGCAAACACAGAGGUCUGCUCAGAGUCUGAGCAGAACCAGAAGAACWAUGAAGUUUGGAUUGAGCCUGAUAAGUUGCUCACCAAGCCUGAAGACUCAGGUGAGACAGAACUGCUUCAAAAUCCGUCUUUAAAACAAGAUGUUUCUGUGAAUCUGGAAGAAAAAGAAGAGACCCAGCUGCUUUCAUGUACUGUUCCAGCUGAUGAUGAGUUACUUGAGGAGCAGAUUUCUGCUGACCUUCCCUGCAGCUCAAAAACUGAAGCUACUGACCCCAGCUUUAUAUUGAAAUCACCUCAGAGUGGACAGGCCAACAUGGACCCCGUGAAGGAUAACGAGGACUCAAACGAAGCAGAAGCCUCAGAACAGUUGAAACCAGCAGUCAGCCAACGUGUCAUGGUGCAGCCUCCCGGCCCGAUGUUGAGUCACCUGGAUGUUAAUAGUGACUGUGAUAUCUCUCUUCYGGAGUGCACAGAUAACCGCAGUGCUGAUGGAAGCUGUGCUGGUGUCUCCAGAGAGGUGGACAGCAAUAAGGGCAGUGAAGUGUUACGAAUGUCUUUAGCUCAGGAUUUGAAGCACGGUAACGGGGGUACGGCAGAGGAAAUUUCUCCAGAACUAAGAGAUCUAAACAACGUCAAACAGUCUGGUAAAGAGCAGAAUUCAGUUUCCAAUAUUGUAAAUAUUCCUGCUUCAGARGAACAUGCAGCUCAGUCUCUUAUUGCAGUUGAUGUGCAAUCAGAAGUUGAAGCCACUUGUGUAAUAUCUCACAACUCUACCGACUUUAAACCUGUGAAUAUCAGCUGCCCACUCWUCUCUGAGCUGCCUGAAAGUGAGACACGUGGUAACAUUAAAGAAGAGAAAGACGGAGUGAAAGAUGAGAUGUUUAUGCUUUCCAAGGAGAAAAAGAAACAAAAUGAAGAGGUAGUCACGGAUAAUCAGAAGGAAGCAGCAGACGGCAGCAAGCAGCCGACAGGAAAGACGGACUCAACUCUGCAACAGAGAACUGAACCAGAUAAAGAGGCUGGACGUGCCCCGCCGUCAACAGAUGUAACAAMAGAAGGAGAACGAAAGACGAGUUCUGCAUCAAAAUGUGAAACUUUCAGCAAAACUUCAGGGAAACCCAAGGAGACGCUACCAGCUGCUAAUGAAAGUCAGACGGUUUACGUUCAGAGUUUGCACGGAGCUGGAGAGGCGGCGCUGGAAUGCAGCUCUGACACUGCACUACAUUCGAGUCCAGCUCUUGGCCAAUCUCUCUCCUCGCAAGAUCUAAACAGUUUCGCUCAGCAACGAGAGCAACAGCAGCGRCGGYGUCUGGGAACCAGACAUUUCACAGAGGAGCUGUCUGGUAGCGGAGAAGGAGAGGAAGGAAAGACUUACAGUCUGGCCCGGCCACCGGUUCCAGACACAGAACCGGGGUCAAAGGAAGGAGGCGGCUCUUUUGAGCGUUUGUGUCAGUCAGAGAAAAAGAAUAUGUCAGAUGGUCACAGCAGUGGUAGUGAUAUUGUGACAGUUCAGGAGGAAAACAAGGAAGCACAAACUUCAGACAGAGGUGAGAGUGUUGAAGAAAGAGAUGCAGGUGUAGAAACUGCUUUCUCUCACAUAGGUGAGACAGUAAUGAGUACAAAUUUAAUGCUGAACAUGAAGUCUAGUUGUAAAGACCAGGUGCAAGAACCUGAAAUGUCAAAAAACAGAGACGUAUCUGUCGAGUUUGCUUCACAGCGACUUGAGACUUCCCAUAACUCUGUUUCAUCAAAGCUUAGCUCAGAUAGUCGUGGCAUUCAUGCAGAUGUUAUUCAGAGCGCAAAGCAAGAUGAAGAAAUMCAGGCGAAGACUUUUAGUAAUAUCCCAGAUCCUAGGGAGCGACCAGAAACCGGGGGAAAGAAUUUAAAUGUUGUAACAGCUAGUGGGAGUGUUGAAACUGUGGUGUGUGAAAUUAAGGAAAAACAGCAACAAAGCARCAGUAAAACUUUAGCCACACAGAGAAACCCAGCAGAGCAAASGGCCAUAAAAGGCUCUGAAGUUGAGGGAAAAACAAAAGUAGAUGAGGCGUUCGAGGAGGAAGUUAUUAGCGAGCGGAGGAAACAAAGUGAGAUGAAAUUUGCUGACGGUGGAGAAGAAACAGAAGAGCGGAGGGAUUCAAAGUUAAACGCUAAAGAUGAUGAAUUAGAAUCGGCCUCAGRUCAAAGUGGGAAGUCGCUCAGCAGCAUUGAGACUGUGGUUUGUCCCUCAAAGGGACUCAUUUCAGCAGAAAAUAAUGACAAAUCUAAUAAAGUGGCUGCUGAUGUCGCCACAGUCCCAUCUGAUGUUUCGUCAAAUCACGCCAGAGAUUUCCCAUCAGCCACUGUUGUAGCUCCUAGCAAAUCAGAGGCUCCCCACGAUCAGAAAUGUGAUGGCUUUACGGUAAAUCCCCCUCAGUGUGACAGAGAAUCACUUCAAAAGACUCAAACCUGCAGUCCCGAGCUGCAGGUGAAAGCAGAAGCUGCUCAUGUGUCUGCAAGUCCUGCUUCUGGGCAAGCAGCCCAAGAACCAGACACAAACUGGAUAAAAACCCUGAAAGAAGCUGCAUUGGUGGAUACCUCGAGACCACUCCCGUCGCUGGAUUCACCUCAGCUCGAGUUUCUAACUCCCACUGAGGAGGUAGCUCUUCUUCCGAGGCAAGAACAAGUGACUCUACCUGCAGAGCAACCAGAAGAAAACACAACACGCAGUUCAUCUCCACUUUCUGUGACGAGACCAGUAGAUCUUCCAGAACCAUUAGAGAAAACAGUAGAUCUUCCACAUCUGUCACAAGGUACAGCAGAGCUUUAUGAACCAACACAGAGCUCAAAGGCUGAGAUCUCCAAAGAAAAGGCAAAAGUAGUCAAAUCGUCGGAGCCAACCGAGACGGCAGGAUAUCUAAACGACUUUCCAGGAUCUGACGGGAAACCUGAUGAAGUAAAAGACGAGCAAUCCGAAGUUUUGCAUUUUGUCAAACGGCUGGAUGAAAUCCAAGAACCGACAGAAACUGUGACAGAAUCACAAGAACCAACCAGUACUGAAGCUCUGCAAGACGAAAACACGACAACAGAGAUUUUUCAAGAGACGCUACCAAAGGAUUCUGAAGUUAAAGCAGCUGAAGUCUCACCUGUGGAGACGUUCGAAGUCCAAACUGAGAGGCCUGAAGUGACAGAAUCCAUCUUCCAUUCCUCUGCAGAGAUACAGCACAGCGGAUUCGAGGGAAACCUCGCCCCUGCUUCUCCCGCACCUCCUUGUGAUGAAGCGUUCCCGUCUUCUGAUCCUCCUCACCUGCGAGACACCAGAGUCCUCCCCAUCCUAAACCCCCUGGAGAGUCGCACCCUCGAAGCUCUACCAACCCCACCUGCAUCCCCACCCUUCCCUCCUCCUCCUGCUCCUUCUGAGCUUUGUGAGAACUUCUUCCCACCCUGCCACGUCCCUUUAAG